AGCUGGUGUCAAUUCCUUAUUUGGGACCUAGCCCUAGCUACUAUGAAUAAUUGUUCCGUUUUAAUUUGUGUUUGUCCACCAAAUAGUGUGUAACCGCAACGUAGCCUACAUGCACUUUCAGAGUAGGAUCUUGGUGGUUUAUUUUCUCCAUAGACCGAUAAAACUCUGACGAAAUGAAAAACUACGUUUUCCUGGUUACUUUGUAUUCGAUUCUUAAUCUAAGGUUGUCAAACUCGAGCUCCUCCGCCUCCCAGAGGUGCUUCUGUCAGGUGACAGGUAGUUUGGAUGACUGCACUUGUGAUGUGGAGACAAUUGAUGCCUUUAACAACGAACAUCUUUUCCCCAAACUUCAAAAGCUGCUUGAAUCUGACUACUUCAGGUUCUAUAAGGUGAACCUGAAUAAACCGUGUCCAUUCUGGAGGGAUGACUCUCAGUGUGGUCAUAAAGACUGUGCUGUGAAGCUUUGUACUCCUAAUGAGGUACCUGAAGGAAUCAAAACUCACAGCCACAACAAGUACACAGCCGAUGCCAACAACCAUCUCCAAGACUGUGAGCAGACCCUGCAGCUUGGUGCUGUCGAUGGCUCUCUCAGCGAUAAGACCAGACGAGCCGUCGUGGAGUGGGGCAAGCACGACGACGAGGAGGAGAGCUUCUGCGUGGCCGACGAUGAGGAGAGUCCGGACUCCCAGUACGUGGAUCUGCUUCUGAACCCAGAGCGCUUCACAGGCUACAAAGGCCCAGAAGCUUGGCAGAUCUGGAACAGCAUCUACGAAGAAAACUGUUUCAAGCCGUAUACUGUGAAGAGACCCUUGAAUCCUUUAGCUUCAUACAGUGGAAAUGAGGGGAAGACAUUUUACAGCUGGUUGGAAGAUCAGUGCGUGGAGAAAAGAGCCUUCUACCGCCUGGUGUCCGGUCUGCACGCCAGCAUCAACAUACACCUGAGUGCCAGGUAUCUCAUAGACGAUAACUGGUUCCAGAGAAAGUGGGGUCAUAAUAUCUCAGAGUUCCAGCAGCGCUUCGAUGCAGAGCUGACCAGUGGCGAGGGACCAAAGAGGUUGCGUAAUCUCUACUUCCUGUACCUGAUAGAGCUACGUGCCUUGGCCAAAGUCCUGCCUUUUUUCCAGCGCCCAUACUUCCAGCUCUACACUGGCCAACCUGCACAGGACAGGCAACACAAAAGCCUUCUCCUAGAGCUCCUCCAAGUGGCCAAGUCUUUCCCUCUGCACUUUGAUGAAAUGUCGCUGUUUACCGGGGAUAAGAAGGAGGCAGCAAGGCUUAAGGAAGACUUUAAGUUGACGUUCCGCAACAUCUCCAGGAUCAUGGACUGUGUUGGCUGCUUCAAGUGUCGGCUCUGGGGCAAACUACAGACGCAAGGUCUCGGCACAGCCCUGAAGAUUCUUUUCUCAGAGCGCCAGAUCGAGGAACUCCCCAAGUCAGGCGGUCGGCCCUCCUUCCAGCUGAGCCGCCAGGAGAUCGUCUCCCUCUUCAACGCUAUUGGACGCAUCUCAACAAGCAUUAGGGAGCUUGAGAACUUCAGGAAUCUGCUAACAGACGUCUGGUGAAGAGAGGUUUAUUCCUCCACACUUCCUUCUAAAAACCACUGACCUGCACGAAGGGGAGAAACCGCCACAUCAACCUACAUUCUGCACUCCUACAUUCCAUUUUUUCUAACUAAGUAACCCUGUUCUACAUGUGCUACUCAUCGUUUCUCAAUUAUAUAUCUUUUUUUGUCGUCAACACUGGAGUUAUUGAUUUCAAAUGUGACCCUCUUGAGGGCCUGAAUGAAGAAUAAACAUGGAGUGACCUAC
Hypomesus transpacificus is the source of this 1808-nucleotide messenger RNA. It is a transcript of the gene ero1a, whose product is annotated as endoplasmic reticulum oxidoreductase 1 alpha. Gene Ontology annotation, cellular component: endoplasmic reticulum; endoplasmic reticulum membrane. Lineage: Eukaryota; Metazoa; Chordata; Actinopteri; Osmeriformes; Osmeridae. Gene Ontology annotation, molecular function: thiol oxidase activity; protein-disulfide reductase activity; FAD binding. Gene Ontology annotation, biological process: protein folding in endoplasmic reticulum. The transcript has 16 exons. The record is from RefSeq and is a predicted model, not a curated record. Bases 174 to 1562 code for a protein of 462 amino acids.